Messenger RNA from Xiphophorus couchianus (Monterrey platyfish), 1698 nucleotides. Its product is annotated as proline-rich extensin-like protein EPR1. The coding region runs from base 113 to 1627 and encodes 504 amino acids. The record is from RefSeq and is a predicted model, not a curated record. Lineage: Eukaryota; Metazoa; Chordata; Actinopteri; Cyprinodontiformes; Poeciliidae. The transcript has 4 exons.
UCAACUACUGACACCUGUUUCCAUUUACCAAAACAGAAUUGGAGGGAGAGGUAUAAAAAUUAAGCAGCAGCAGUACACAAGUUACUGCUUCCUGUCAACUUAGGUUGACAUUAUGGCUUUUCUGUUCAGGCUGGUGGUGGUCUCCUUACUGGCAUUGGAGACAUGUAAAGUAAAAGCUUCAUAUGUUCCUUCAAUGCCUGUGUCUGGCAUUCUAACUUCGGGUCCAAACAAACCACACAAAUUGCCAGAUGUGCAACGCUAUGCCCCAUGGUUUCCAAGGAGUUUCCAUGGUUUCUUUGCCCCUCAGCAGGAACCAGGCAGUAGUAAACCUCAGUUACCUACUGAGUCGAAGUUCCCAAUAGGAGGUCCAGUCCCUCUGUUUAACCCACCACAGUUUCCUAGAAAGCCUCUUUGUCCAGCAGGUUCUUGCAGGUUGCCAAUAUUCCCUGUUGAGCCAAAGUACCCAAUAGGCCAUCCAGGCCUGCUAUUCAACCCAUUAUUGCUUCCUAUAGCCCCAGUGUACCCAACAGGACUUCCAAACCCUCCCUUUAACCCACCAAUUCUUCCUGUUGAGUCCAAGUACCCAAUUGGCAGUCCAGUCCCUCCAUCCAACCCACCAGUACUUCCUGUUGAGCCCAAGUACCCAUUAGGAGGUACAGUCCCUUCAGUCAAGCCACCACAGUUUCCUAGAAAGCCUCUUUGUUCAAGUGGAAGACAAUCAGGUUCUUGCUGGCCACCAGCUUUCCCCAUUGAACCAAAGUACCCAAUAGGAGGUCCAGUCCUUCCGUCCCACCCACCAGCGCUUCCUGUUGAACCAAAGUACCCAAUAAGAGGUCCAGUUCUUCCGAACCACCCACCAGAGCAUCCUGUUGAACCAAAGUACCCAAUAAGAGGUCCAGUUCUUCCGAACCACCCACCAGAGCUUCCUGUUGAACCAAAGUACCCAAUAAGAGGUCCAGUUCUUCCGAACCACCCACCAGAGCAUCCUGUUGAACCAAAGUACCCAAUAGGAGGUCCAGUCCUUCCGUCCCACCCACCAGCGCUUCCUGUUGAACCAAAGUACCCAAUAGGAGGUCUAGUUCUUCCGAACCACCCACCAGCACGUCCUAUUGGACCCAAGUACCCAAUAGGAGCUCCAGUCCCUCCAUCCAACCCACUAAUGCUUCCUAUUGUGCCAGAGUACUCAAUAGGCCAUCCAGGCCUGCUGUUCAAUCCAUUACUGCUUCCUAUAGCCCCAGAAUACCCAAUAGGAUUUCCAAUCCCUUCCUUCAACCCACCAGUGCUUCCCGUUGAACCCAAGUACCCAUUUGGAGGGCCAGUCCCUCUGUUUAACCCACCAGUACUUCCUGGUGAACCAAUGUAUCCAAUAGGAGGUCCAGUACCUCAGGUCCAACCACCACAGCUUCCUAGUAAGCCUCCUUGUUCAGUGGCAAGUCCCUUUAGUGUUUGUAGGCCACAAACAUUCCCUGUUAAGCCCAAGCACCCUCUAGAGGUUCCAGUCAGCCAUGGCCUAAUGCCUCUUUUCCAAACUUUGGAGUCUGGCAAGGUUCCUACAGAGCGCUUGAAUCAUGGAUAUCCAGGAUGCUAUAGCAAAUGGCCGUUUCUGCAAUCAAAGCCCUGCUACUAGAGAGCUUCAGAAGGUCCAGAAGCAAUGAGACUAAAUCAUUCACCUCUUGCAAUAAAGAACUCAUUACAACA